GGGACCGCCGUGGCCUUGCGGGUGAGUGGGCGAACGGCGCUAGCCGCGUUGCCCGCACCCCGCCCAACCUUCACCUUGCCAGAAUUGGCUCACCGACACAGGACUGGGGCUUCGGAGAAGAUUUGUUUUUUUAAACAUUUUUCCAGCAGACCACAUCCCCGCCCCCCGCUCGCGGUCCCCCGCCCCCCGCACAUAUACCCUGCACACACACGCGCGCACACACACACACACACACACACACAGCGCACACAGGCACACACGCUCCCUCCCUCCGGCGCUCUACCCCUCGCUCGCCCGCCCGCCCGCCCGCCGCGCACGCAGCCGGCCCCGGCUCCCCGCGCCCAGCGCCCCGCGCCCUGCAGCCGCCGAGCGAAACCGGGCUGGGCUAGGAGCUGCUCAUGGAGAAAGUGCCUGGCGAGAUGGAGAUUGAGCGCAGGGAGCGCAGCGAGGAGCUGUCCGAGGCGGAAAGGAAGGCGGUACAGGCUACGUGGGCCCGGCUGUAUGCCAACUGCGAGGACGUGGGGGUGGCCAUCCUGGUGAGGUUCUUCGUGAACUUUCCCUCCGCCAAGCAGUACUUCAGCCAGUUCAAACACAUGGAGGAGCCCCUGGAAAUGGAGCGGAGCCCCCAGCUKCGGAAGCACGCCUGCAGGGUCAUGGGGGCCCUCAACACUGUGGUGGAGAACCUGCACGACCCCGACAAGGUGUCCUCUGUGCUGGCCCUCGUGGGCAAAGCCCAUGCCCUGAAGCACAAAGUGGAGCCMGUGUACUUCAAGAUCCUCUCUGGGGUCAUUCUGGAGGUCAUCGCUGAGGAGUUUGCCAAUGACUUCCCACCUGAGACGCAGAGAGCCUGGGCCAAGCUGCGUGGCCUCAUCUACAGCCACGUGACCGCUGCCUACAAGGAAGUGGGCUGGGUACAGCAGGUCCCCAACGCCACCACCCCACCCACCACGCUGCCCUCUUCGGGGCCGUAGGACCCCUCCCAGCUCCCCCCUCCCUGGCAGCACCUUGAGCAGAAGGCCGAGUUCUGAAGACGCUCCUUGACCCUCCAUUUCUGGGUGCCAAGGAAGCUGGAGGAACCCCCGACUGUCUUCCCGAAGGAGGCCUCCACCGUGGCCGCAGUCCCCCGAGCUGCCGGGAGGCAGCGCUGGCUGCCUGGAUGCUGACUCCAGCCCAGCGGCAGGCGGGGACCCCUCCGCCUUGCAGAUCGGGGCCCACUCUUCUUAGCUUUUCUACUCACUGUUAAAGAGGGACCUAGCUGAGUGGCUGGCGGGAAGCAGGGACAGGUUUGAGUCACUCGAGAAUGAAGCAGCCCUGUUUGGUUCUGCCGACCAGCAUGCGGGUCUCCACCUCACCAUCUAGAGUACUGCGCACACACGUCUACCGUAUACACAGAUAUAUUCUCUCUACAGUCUCUAUAUAAAUAUAUAUACAUAUAGACACACCUACAUAUCUAUCAUGUUACCUGCGGGCCCAGUCCUGCCCACCGGUGGGUGGGACCAGAAGGAUCCUGGUGGCACAGGCCUCUGGGCAGACAGCAGUGUGCCCUGGCCCUGGUAUCCCACAGCAGAUCAGAGAAUGGGGCCUGGAUGGGUAGGGCUGGGGGGGCCCAGCUUGGUGGCAAAGCCCAGCCCACUCUGACCAGCUCCCCACAUUCUUGCUUCCCACUUCCAGGCAAAAAGGACCUGGCUCCCUCCCUCUCCUCCACAGAGGGUCAGUUCACUGAUGUGCCCUGGAACYGGCUGGGGCAAGGGCAGACCCAGGGGCCCAGACAGGAUGACAGCUAGGGGUGGGGCCUCAGUGAAGAGACCUGGCGUGCCAGCCCCACCUGCCGGCCGCUGAGCCAGCCUUGGGAAUCCAGGCUGCUGGGCAGCAGGACAGGCACCUCAGGCUCACCCCUCAGGCUCUGAGGGCUGAGGGCCCUGCCCCUCCCUGCCCCGCUCCUGGCUGCCAGUCGGUCCACCCCCCCUCUGUGUCAGCCUCGCUGGGGCCCCCCACGUGUGUCCCUUAGUCUCGUGUAUCAUCCUGAAGGAUGGUCUGCUGCCGUGGCUACUGUGCCUGUGUCCCCCCUCGUGCGGUCAUCCUGUAACUGCCUGUCCUCCUUUUGUARUUUCUGAUGUUUGUUACCAGACCCAGCUGUGGCAUUAAACAGACCUGCUCUUCCUGAA
Urocitellus parryii (Arctic ground squirrel) is the source of this 2165-nucleotide messenger RNA. RefSeq names its product cytoglobin (gene Cygb). Gene Ontology annotation, molecular function: heme binding; iron ion binding; oxidoreductase activity. Lineage: Eukaryota; Metazoa; Chordata; Mammalia; Rodentia; Sciuridae. The record is from RefSeq and is a predicted model, not a curated record. Gene Ontology annotation, biological process: oxygen transport.